UGAAGUUACAAAAUUGGUUUUGAACAUGUUUUGAAAUUGGUCACAAAAUGACAUUUCGAAAUUAAUGCUUUGAUUUACACGAUGAUUUAAUAAAAAUAAAAUGAUAAAGACACAAAAUUAUUUGUAGGGAAGUAAGUCAUUAUAAUACAGUAAAAUGCCUCGUCAAAGAACUCUUAGAUCAAUUUUCAUUGAUAUGGUAGUGUUCGUUGGAAUGUUCGCACUACUGGGGCAUCUCUCUAUAAACUUUUGGGAGCGAUUUGUUAUCCAGAGCGAGCUUUCCAAUAUGAAAACCAGCUUACAUUCGUUAAAGGAAACAAUAAACAGAAUUGGCUACGCAUAUGAUAAUCUACAUCGAGAACUACUAGGAUUAGCUGAAAUCGCUGAGAAAAAACAAUCUAAGGAAUCUCCAGACCCUCCAGAAGCUCCUAUCGAACACAAACCAGAAACGCCACAAAAAAUUCCAGAUUGUUGGGACUGAAAACAGUUUUGAAGGUCAAUAAAAG
Molecule: messenger RNA, 503 nt
Organism: Ostrinia nubilalis (European corn borer)
Lineage: Eukaryota; Metazoa; Arthropoda; Insecta; Lepidoptera; Crambidae
Exons: 3
Coding region: 155-478 (107 amino acids)
Source: RefSeq, a predicted model, not a curated record